AUGCUCCCCACACCAGACACAGCGCACGUCUCCUUCGACACCGUCUACGAACCCUCCGAGGACUCCUACCUCUUCCUCGACACGCUCUCCUCCCCCUCUGAAUCAUCAUGGCUCUCGCACCGCUUUAGCCCCUCCACCUCCACCUCCUCCCCCCUCAUCGUUGAAGUAGGGACCGGCUCUGGCGUCGUCCUCGGCUUCGUCGCCGCCAACUCCCAGCAGAUCUUCGGCCGGCGCGACAUCCUCGCCCUCGGCACAGACGUCAACCGGAACGCUUGCGCCGCGACACAAGAAACGGCACAGCGCGCAAUUAGAGACCGCCAAUGCACGACAGACAAUGACAAUGACAAUGACACAAGCACAACAAGCACAUUCCUCUCCCCCAUCAUGGCAGACCUAGGCACACCCCUCCGACAAGGCACCGUCGACGUCCUCCUCUUCAACCCGCCCUACGUCCCCACCGAAGAACUGCCCCAAAUACCUUCCGCGACGACAGAUCAGGCGAUGGAAGGAAUGUCCCGGUCGGAGAAGUUCGACCACGAAUCGUAUCUCCUGUCGCUGACGUACGCGGGUGGCAAGGACGGCAUGGAGACGACGGAUCGCUUGCUGGAUGCUAUUCCAGGACUGUUGCAUCCCGGACGUGGUGUUGCGUAUGUGCUUCUUUGUCGGCAGAAUCGGCCGGAUGAGGUGCGUGAUAGGAUUGCGGCUUGGGGUGAUGGGUGGAAAGCGGAGUCUGUGGGGAGUAGUGGGAAGCAGGCGGGUUGGGAGAAGUUGAUUAUAUUGAGGAUUUGGAGGGAGCUGCCUUAG
Aspergillus campestris IBT 28561 is the source of this 804-nucleotide messenger RNA. Its product is annotated as S-adenosylmethionine-dependent methyltransferase. The transcript has a single exon. Gene Ontology annotation, cellular component: eRF1 methyltransferase complex. The record is from RefSeq and is a predicted model, not a curated record. Gene Ontology annotation, molecular function: nucleic acid binding; S-adenosylmethionine-dependent methyltransferase activity; protein methyltransferase activity. The coding region runs from base 1 to 804 and encodes 267 amino acids. Gene Ontology annotation, biological process: methylation. Lineage: Eukaryota; Fungi; Ascomycota; Eurotiomycetes; Eurotiales; Aspergillaceae.